GCCCCCCGCCCUCCGCCUCCGCCUCCCCCCGCCCUCCGCCUCUCUUCCCCCUCCCCGCCCAGCAGCGGUCGCUCGGGCCCCGGCUCUCGGUUAUAAGAUGGCGGCGCUGAGCGGCGGCGGCGGCGGCGGUGGCGCGGAGCAGGGCCAGGCUCUGUUCAACGGGGACAUGGAGCCCGAAGCCGGCGCCGCGGCCUCUUCGGCUGCGGACCCUGCCAUUCCCGAGGAGGUGUGGAAUAUCAAACAGAUGAUUAAGUUGACGCAGGAACAUAUAGAGGCCCUAUUGGACAAAUUCGGUGGGGAGCAUAAUCCGCCAUCAAUAUAUCUAGAGGCCUAUGAAGAAUACACCAGCAAGCUAGAUGCCCUCCAACAGAGAGAACAACAGUUAUUGGAAUCCCUGGGGAAUGGAACUGAUUUUUCUGUUUCUAGCUCUGCAUCAACGGACACCGUUACAUCUUCUUCCUCUUCUAGCCUUUCAGUGCUACCUUCAUCUCUUUCAGUUUUUCAAAAUCCCACAGAUGUAUCACGGAGCAAUCCCAAGUCACCGCAAAAACCUAUCGUUAGAGUCUUCCUGCCCAAUAAACAGAGGACAGUGGUACCCGCAAGAUGUGGAGUUACUGUCCGGGACAGUCUAAAGAAAGCUCUGAUGAUGAGAGGUCUAAUCCCAGAGUGCUGUGCUGUUUACAGAAUUCAGGAUGGAGAGAAGAAACCAAUUGGCUGGGACACUGAUAUUUCCUGGCUCACCGGAGAGGAAUUGCAUGUAGAAGUGUUGGAAAAUGUUCCACUUACAACUCACAACUUUGUACGGAAAACUUUUUUCACAUUAGCAUUUUGUGACUUUUGUCGAAAGCUGCUUUUCCAAGGUUUUCGCUGUCAAACGUGUGGUUAUAAAUUUCACCAGCGCUGUAGUACAGAGGUUCCACUGAUGUGUGUUAAUUAUGACCAACUUGAUUUGCUGUUUGUCUCCAAGUUCUUUGAACACCACCCAAUACCACAGGAGGAGGCCUCCAUAGCAGAGACCGCCCUUACAUCUGGGUCAUCCCCUUCUGCCCCCCCCUCCGACUCUACUGGGCCCCAAAUUCUCACCAGUCCGUCUCCUUCAAAAUCCAUUCCAAUUCCACAGCCUUUCCGACCAGCAGAUGAAGAUCAUCGAAAUCAAUUUGGACAACGAGACCGGUCCUCAUCAGCUCCAAAUGUGCAUAUAAAUACAAUAGAACCUGUCAAUAUUGAUGACUUGAUUAGAGACCAGGGGUUUCGUAGUGAUGGAGGAUCAACCACAGGCUUGUCUGCCACCCCCCCUGCCUCAUUGCCGGGCUCGCUCACUAAUGUGAAAGCAUUACAGAAAUCUCCAGGGCCUCAGCGGGAAAGGAAAUCAUCUUCAUCUUCAGAAGAUAGGAAUCGAAUGAAAACACUUGGCAGAAGGGAUUCAAGUGAUGAUUGGGAGAUUCCUGACGGCCAGAUCACAGUGGGACAGAGAAUUGGAUCUGGGUCAUUUGGGACAGUCUACAAGGGAAAAUGGCAUGGUGAUGUGGCAGUGAAAAUGUUGAAUGUGACAGCACCCACACCUCAGCAGUUACAGGCCUUCAAAAAUGAAGUAGGAGUACUCAGGAAAACUCGGCAUGUGAACAUCCUGCUCUUCAUGGGCUAUUCAACAAAGCCCCAGCUGGCUAUUGUCACCCAGUGGUGUGAGGGCUCCAGUUUGUAUCACCACCUCCACAUCAUCGAGACGAAAUUCGAGAUGAUCAAGCUUAUAGAUAUUGCACGGCAGACUGCGCAGGGCAUGGAUUACUUACACGCCAAGUCAAUCAUCCACAGAGACCUCAAGAGUAAUAAUAUUUUUCUUCAUGAAGACCUCACAGUAAAAAUAGGUGAUUUUGGUCUAGCCACAGUGAAAUCUCGAUGGAGUGGGUCCCAUCAGUUUGAACAGUUGUCUGGAUCCAUUUUGUGGAUGGCACCAGAAGUAAUCCGAAUGCAAGAUAAAAACCCAUAUAGCUUUCAGUCAGAUGUAUAUGCAUUUGGGAUUGUUCUGUAUGAAUUGAUGACUGGACAGUUACCUUAUUCAAACAUCAACAACAGAGACCAGAUAAUUUUUAUGGUGGGACGAGGAUAUCUAUCUCCAGAUCUCAGUAAGGUACGAAGUAACUGUCCGAAAGCCAUGAAGAGAUUGAUGGCAGAGUGCCUAAAAAAGAAAAGAGAUGAGAGGCCACUCUUUCCCCAAAUUCUUGCCUCUAUUGAGCUGCUGGCCCGCUCAUUGCCAAAAAUUCACCGCAGUGCAUCAGAGCCCUCCUUGAAUCGGGCUGGCUUCCAGACGGAGGAUUUUAGUCUCUAUGCUUGUGCUUCUCCAAAAACACCCAUCCAGGCAGGGGGAUAUGGCACCUUAAAGGAAGAUUCUGCCUAGCUGUCAAAUUCUGGUUCCUGAACAUCCAGUCCCUCCCGGAUUGCACUUAGAUCUCGUAGGAUGUACCGGGGCACCCUAGAAAAUAAAACGCCGUAUGAAGCUUAUAUGUUACGUUGGUGUUGGUGUUGGAAGAGAAAGAGCAUAUUGUAUAGUUACAAAGAGGUGAUCAAGACUUCAGCACUGUCAACCAGAAACUGUAAAUAUUCCCUCGAUUCUCCUCUGGUGCAGUCCCCACGCUCCUCGCACCUGAUUGUUCUCUUUCGGUCACUGGGCAGUGCCGGGGCUGCCACACCCCCUCCCCACACACACCCCCUGCCCGGCCCUGCCUGCCCUCCUGUGCACUCGCUCCCCGGCCUGGUGUGGCCGCCGUCUAGCUUUAGUUUGAAGCACAUUGCAGGGUUCAGGUGACCUCUUCAAAAAACUACCUCCUCAGGAUGAGGUAAUGAAUGGUUAUUUAUUUUGAGAUAUGAGAAGUCAGGAGCUCUAGAACAUGAAGAUGAUUUAAGAUUUUAACUUUUAGGUGUACUUGUAUUCGAGCACUCUCAUUUUGUCCUAAAGGGCAUUAUGCGUUUCAGCAGUAAUACUGAAAACGUAGCCCAGAGUUUCUGAACGUUGUUGCAGGUGGUGCCAGAAUCCGUUUAGGGGUGCGCUUCUGAACCUUAACCUUAAGUCAGUUGCAUGAAAUUAAAUAGUUACAGUAAUAGUUCACUAACAGGGAGACACUUUUCAUUUCCAGUAGGCUUGGCAAGAUGGCACAUCUGCAUAAUGAGUUAGCCGCAGCUUCAUCACAUGCACAGGCCCAUCUGUAGAAAGACCGCCCGGCGAAGAGGGUGGGAUGAUGCCCCUGAUACUCUUUUUGUCUGAGUUGGCAUCGUUAGCGCUAGAAUAUCAGCACCUUGGGACUAGCAGAUUCCAACCGUUAGGCUAUAAAAAAAAAAAAAAAAGUAACCAGAUAUAGAAAGUUUGCUGUAUGAACAGCAGAGAGCUUAGAGAUCAUACACUGAAAAUGGUGUAGGUGAGGCUCUAGAAAAAUACCUUGACAAUUUGCCAAAUGAUCUUUACUGUGCCUUCACGAUGCAAUAAAAAGCUAAAAUUUUAGCAGAAAUCAGUGAUAUGUGAAGAGAGCAGCCACUCUGGUCUAACUCAGCUAUGUUAAUAUUUUAUAGAGCGCAACGUAGACUGCAAAGAUCAGUGCACUCACGGGUUUAUAGCCGAAAUCACAUUUAAAAAAUGAGAAAACACAGGUAAAUUUUCAGUGAACAAAAUUAUUUUUUUAAAGCACGUAUUCCCUAGUAGAGUCAGAUAUAUUUAUCACAUAGAGCAAGUAGGUUGCAAAUUAUAGUUCAGUGACAUUUCUAGAGAAACUUUUUGUACUCCAAUAGGUUCUUCAAAGCAUGGAACUUUUAUAUAACAGAAACGUUUGACAGACAUUUUAAGGAGUUGCUGUCGUUUGCGGUUGGAAAUACUGUAUGCUGGGCAGCAGCCCCUUCUCCAGAGCGAGAAGGAAGAAGCUAAUAACAUAGAGGAUGGAAUCUGAUUUUAUCACUUUCCAGAUCACUGCCAACCUAAACAGUGAUUUUUCAGAGUUUAAAAUGUAAACUGGCCUCCCAGGACUUCUUUGCAAAUUAAGUGGGGCUGUCCUGCUAAUGCUGUUCGGGGUGCCAUGGCGGGGGGGGCCUUUAAGCAGGGGCAUGGGGGCAGUUAGGGACGCGGCCAGUGGGUGUGAAUGGGAUGUGCUCAAUGGUGCACAUUUUCUGUCUUGUUUCAUUCCCUGCCACCCCCAGCAAGGGCCCUGGACCGUCUCCAGUGGGCUCUCUGGCUGGUGUACUAAGUUGUGUUGCUGAUGCCCGCGGGUUGUUGAGCCCCGAGGAGGCGGUAUCUCUGCCCGGGCUGUAUAUUGGCCAGAGGAGAGGGAGGUGGCCAGUGUGCUGCUAGCUGGUAAGACAGAAUGCUGGUGAGCCUUUUGUCCAGUCAGCACACUAGACAGCAAGCUUUGUUUGGUUGUUUUCCGGUAACUUAUUUUCACUCCUGUUCGGGCAGACAUUGAAAUUGAAACUGAGUCCUAAAUUUUGCCAGUGGCAGAAAGGGUAAUUAACGGUUUCUAUCAGGAUUUUUAAGGUAGAGGAGGACAGAAACAUGAAGUCCUGCCAUCUUAAAGCAACAGUGCUUUAUUUUAACAUGCGUAAGGAUCGUUCGUCCCCACCUGAAAAGAGUGAUUAGGUAGAUCUUUUAUUUCAACAUCCACAACUUCAGCUGUUAAUUUCUUAAUCCUUUUUUAUUUACAUUUUUUAUCCUUUGACCCCUUCUACCCAACUGUUUAGUUUUAUUAAUUACUAAAUUAGUUUUAUUAAGAUGUUUAAUUUUAUUAAAAUGUAUAACUUUAUUUAAGAGAAUUCAGUUCUGACUAAUUGUAGUGCAUGAGGACACAGCCAGCAUGUCUGGCGUGUAUGUCUGUGCGUGUGUAUGUAUGUGUGUGUGAUGCGUUUGUGUCUUAGGACUCUAUAGGUCGAAGUACUCUUGGAAAGCAGCUGAAAUGUUUGUUCGUGUUAGUGCCCGAAACAAGCUGUGGGCGAGCACCUGCCGUGCCCGCAGGCCGAGCACACCGCCCAGCGCUGCGGGCAGCUGGCCGUGGUCACCGUGUGGGGGGACCAGGCGGCAAAGUCGCGGCAGAGACGCGGCAGAGGAGGGCUUCUGCUUACAGGGGUGGAGACGGGGUUACAAGUUACUUCAGUAUCAGUUUUGUGUUGAAAGUGAUUCUGCGUUGCAUCUGUGCGUUAAGCCUUUUUUAACCCACGCGUGGUUUGGUGGAAGAAACUUGAGACUAGCGUAAGCAGCAGAACUCGCGGAGUCGGCGCACACGUAGGGAACGUGGACCAAAUGGGAGGUGGGAGGGUGUGGGAGUAAGUGUGGGGCUGGGGAAAAGUUGAUGUGACGGUGGGAAAUAAACUAUAAUUACCUGAAAUAAAAUGUAAGAGUGCAAUAAGUGCUUUUUAUUCUAAACUGUGAACAGUUUUUUAAAAGAAAUCAUUCCUUCCUCAUACAUUUGUGUAUGUUCCAUAUCUGAUGACAACCAGCUGUGGAAACAUAAUGCCUUUUUAGUCCUGUUAAUUACCAACAUAAGUGGCUGACCUUUAUGUCUUAUUUAUCUUCAUGUUCUAAUAGUUUACAUACAGGAGUGUGUGUGCGUGUGUGCAUGUGUGUGUGUGUGUGUGUGUGUGUGCGCGCGCGCGCCAUAUUCCCCUCCUCCGUUUGGAAGUGCAUUCAUUGGGUCCUCUGUUCUUCCUUUGGCCGUGCCACACAUUAUGUUCUUGAUUUGGCCUUCCUGAUGCGGCCUGAUUUGAAGGACUAUCACAGUGCUCUAUUUUUGUGGUGUUCUCUCAUGUUAGUUGCACACUCUGACGCUUUCCUCGCUCAGUAGUGGCUUUCUUAGGAGCGUACAGCUGACGAGGGGACUGAAUUUCACCAUUCCUCGACAUACGUCCCUUUGAAUUCUAGUUCAGUACUUAGGAUUACUCUUUGGUUUAAACCAAGAAAAAGGAAAUCACCCCCCUUUUCAUUUACUUCUUGGUUUGAGGACAGUUCUUCUAGAAAGGGAGAGGAGAGGGAAGUCCUUCGCGUUUUAACUGCAGUGAAUUAACGGCUCCUGGUUUAGCAGUCCGAACCUUACGGCCAUUCACAUUCACAUUCCUCUCUCUCUUACAGCCAAAGGUUGGUUUGGCUUUAGUUCGCUUCGGUUCCACUCAAGCAUUGAAAAGGUUCUCAUGGAAUCUGGGGUGUGCCCAGUGAAAAAAAUGGGGACUUUUAAAUUGUCCACAGACCUCUUUAUACCUGCUUUGCAAAAAUUACAAUGGAGUAACUAUUUUUAAAGCUUAUUUUUCAAUUCAUAAAAAAGACAUUUAUUUUCAGUCAAAUGGAUAAUGUCUCCCCCUUGUCCCUCAAUCCUCAAUGUUUGCUUGAAUCUUUUUUCCUCUUUUUUUUUUUAAUCUUCCCUGUACCCACUCCUCAAUACUUUGGUUCUUUCCUGCUCAGGUCCCUUCAUUUGUACUUGGGAGUUUUUCUCAUGUAAAUUUGUACAAUGGAAAAUAUUGUUCAGUUUCGAUAGAAAGCAUGGAGAAUUAAAAAGAUAGCUGAAAUUCAGAUUGAAGAGAUUUAUUUCUGUGUAAAGUUAUUUAAAAACUCUGUAUUAUAUAAAAGGCAAAAAGUUCUAUGUACUUGAUGUGAAUAUGCGAAUACUGCUAUAAUAAAGAUUGACUGCAUGGA
Messenger RNA from Hyaena hyaena (striped hyena), 6655 nucleotides. RefSeq names its product B-Raf proto-oncogene, serine/threonine kinase (gene BRAF). The coding region runs from base 98 to 2395 and encodes 765 amino acids. Gene Ontology annotation, molecular function: protein kinase activity; ATP binding. NCBI's taxonomy places the organism in Eukaryota, Metazoa, Chordata, Mammalia, Carnivora, Hyaenidae. Gene Ontology annotation, biological process: protein phosphorylation; signal transduction. Gene Ontology annotation, cellular component: mitochondrion; plasma membrane; cytosol. The record is from RefSeq and is a predicted model, not a curated record. The transcript has 19 exons.